UAGUAACAUUCAAGUGGUGAUUUUUUUAUCUCUAAGUUUUUGUCUCAUUUCGGACCGGUUGUGUGGAAAAUCGUAGAAAAUGAAAGCUUUCAAUACUUCCUGGGCCGAUGAGGUGGAUGCGGACUAUGUAGAUGGACUGCCUCCUUCUAAUGAGUACAUCGAGGGCGACUACAAGUACGUGACGGAGUAUAAGUUCAACGACGAUGGUAAGAAGGUAAAAGUGGUGCGCACCUUCAAGAUCGAGAAGCAGAUUGUUCCAAGGGCUGUGGCUCGUCGCCGCAGCUGGGUAAAGUUUGGGGAUUCCCGCUUGGACAAGCCCGGACCCAAUUCCCAGACGACCAUGGCCUCCGAGGAGAUCUUUAUGCAGUUCAUCGGCUCCAAAGAGUUCGACCAGACCCACGAAACCCAACUGGAUCCCGGCAAGAACAUCGCCAAGUGCCGCAUUUGCAACGGCGAGCACUGGAGUGUCAAUUGCCCCUACAAGGGCACCUCGAUGGACAGCAAGACCAUGAUGGAAACCAAGGCCAAUGCCGCUGCAGCUGCCGCUAUAAGUGAUCCCAGCAAGACGGGAAAAUACGUACCGCCCUUCAUGAAGGACGGCGGAGGCGGCAAAAAUUGGGGACGCGGACGGGAACGGGACGAUUCGUCGGCGGUUCGCAUCUCAAACCUAUCGGAAUCCAUGACCGAGGCUGAUCUCGAGGAGCUGGUGAAGAAAAUCGGACCACACACCAAGAUGUAUUUGGCGCGCGAAAAGAACACCGGCCUCUGCAAGGGAUUCGCCUAUGUGCACUUCAAGUUCCGUCAGGAUGCAGCUGCUGCCAUUGAAGUCCUUAAUGGCCACGGCUACGACCACUUGAUCCUCUGCGUCGAGUGGUCCAAGCCUCAGCCGUAAUGGGUGUAGCCUUGUGUAUUCAAUUCCCUGCUUUUUCGAGAACGGAAAUGAGCUGCGGUGGCAAGGAAACCAAAAUAAAAUACAGGUACACCCUGAAAAAUA
Messenger RNA from Drosophila santomea, 994 nucleotides. It is a transcript of the gene eIF3g2, whose product is annotated as eukaryotic translation initiation factor 3 subunit G-2. NCBI's taxonomy places the organism in Eukaryota, Metazoa, Arthropoda, Insecta, Diptera, Drosophilidae. Gene Ontology annotation, cellular component: cytoplasm; eukaryotic translation initiation factor 3 complex. Gene Ontology annotation, molecular function: RNA binding; translation initiation factor activity. The transcript has a single exon. Bases 80 to 892 code for a protein of 270 amino acids. The record is from RefSeq and is a predicted model, not a curated record.